AGCUGAUUUGCACCCACAGCGCCACUUUUGAGCAGAUGCUAUCAACACAACAACAAAGGUCUGUUGGGGACGUUUUAGAGAAAACAAGAGAAGAUAAUGUGCUAAAAUAGCACACUCGUCUAUUCGUUUGUGAUGUAACCUAGUUAUUAGGGUCCAAUUGAAGAGCCGGCUAAGAUGGUCCAAGACGGUGCGCAUAUUCGUCGGCGGGGGGCCCAGGACUUUGCUUCCUACUACAGUUAUGCCUGUGCACGGCAGGACACUCUGCCUCUUCCUGCGGUCAUGACGAACCUGCUCAAAGGAAAGUUGGAUUUCAAUGGAGACAGAGUUAGGCUGACGGACUGGGCUCCCAUACUCUCGUCCAUAUCCAUCAACAAGCACCUCUACCACAUUGCAAUCAGCAGCACAUACCAAGUGGGUCUGGGUGCUGGAGACACAGAUAGGCGAUACUACAAAUCUAGCAACAGAAAGAAGAUUCCACCCAUUCGCUCGAAAGACAUGACGUUUAAGUUGUGUAAAGCCCUGCAAGAAUGUGUUACAGCCUCUCCCAACCUUAAGAGUCUUCACAUUAAUGGCCUUCCACUAAGGGAAAGGGACCUUAAUAGCUUGACAAAGGGUUUGUCAAAAAGCGUUUCAUUGGAACAACUUUCCCUUGCCAACUGCCCGAUAUCAGAUGAGGGCUUGGAAGUAAUUUGCCAAAGUGUGAAGUACACCACAUGCAUCAAGGCAGUGGAUUUUACCGGUUGUAAUCUCACGUGGAGAGGGGCAGAGCACAUGGCCAACAUCAUCAAGCACCAGGGGUUGUGGAGGCACAGCACAGCCUGGGCAGAGUCCCUUAGGUACCGGCGGCCAGAGUUUGGAGGGAUGGGGGGACUCCGGCGAAUCACACUCAACUGUAACUCUCUGAUAGGAGACCGGGGGGCCGCGGCCCUCGCACAUGAACUAGGGGAAGACCUUUGGGUCAAAGCCGUUGACCUCCAGAAGUGUGGGUUGUCUGACCAGGGGGCUCAAUGUCUACUGGAAGCUUUGAAAACCAACUCCACUCUUAAUGUGUUGGACAUUCGGAGUAACCCCCUUAUUGAUAAGGUCCUCAUAAAAGCAACGAUAGAAAAGGUCUUGAAGAACAGUGAUGGCCAGGCUUCAGAGUAUUACUGGAUAAAGCCCCCUGUUCCCAAAGAGUCACAGAAGGCCCCAGGUGCUAAGCGCAGAGGACCGGCAAAUGCAGCAAAAAGAAAAGCUACAUUUAGAAUAGCCACUCGUGGAGGAGCCUCCGCAGGAAGGUGGAGUCCGGUCGUAUCCCAGCAACAGCUGCACCGCUCCCGCCCCUCCUGUGUUCCGUGGAGGACCGCAGCUAGGGCUGAGCGCCAGCGGUGCCUGUCCACUGGUAUUGCUCUUGCGGAGCACGGCUUUCAGGGUGCAGCCACUUUGAAAGUGACCAUAGAUUCUUCAGAGGAAGAGGAAGAAGAAGAAGAAGAAGAAGUAGUGGUGGUUAAAUUGAAGAAGAGUCCUUCUCCUGUUGACCUUCACGACAGGGUUACCAAGCAACAGUACCAGCGUGUACAGAUGGAGCUAGAACAGUGUCGUAGGAGCUUGGCAGAGGAACGCAGAGCCAGACUAAGAGCUGAAUCCCAGCUCAGAGAGCACGAGCUGGAGGCCUCCCGCCUGCGCAGCCUCAAUCACUCCCUGUCUGAGGCGCUGGCCGAGGGGGCUAGGUCUGGACCCGCCGCCCUGGCUGCUUCCAGGGCCCUGGAGGAUGAAGCCGUGCUCCAGAGCAUCGAGAGCUCCUUCACCAAGUUCCACGCCUUCCUGGAUCUCCUGAAGGAUGCUGGUCUCGGCCAAUUGGCUUCCGUGGCUGGGAUCGACCAAUCUGACUUUGGCUUGCUGAGCAGGCCUCAGCUCUCCUCCACAAUGGGCCAGCCUCUGGAAGAGGAUCUGUCUGUGUCCAAAGGUGGCCUAAAACGUGCUGUCAGUCUUGGGGCAAAGAUUGAUGUUGCUGUACCUUUGGAAGCUUAUCCCCUGACCAUCCCCUCAGGAGAACAAGCUCCAGCCUUCCCUCCAGGGCCCCCAUCCGCUCCAAGGGAGUUUCUGUCCGGCAGUCGCCUCAGCCAGGCCAGUGGUCCUGCCAUAGACCCCAGUGUUGAUCUGGAGGGCAGAGGAGAAGAGCCGGAUCAGUUCUCCAAACCUGACACUCAACAGGACUCUGGGUCCGAGGGCAGUGUCCUGAGCCGCAAAUCCUACAGCCGCAGUUCCCGCGACAACAAAGCGUCCCGUUCGGCAAAUCACCACAGCAAUGGGAACUCUCACCAAAGUAACAGCCACUCCCAUCCUAGUAACGGUUCCCAUAGAUAUAGCCUCAACUACAGCUCUUUCCAUAGUGAUGGGUCUCUUCACAGCAGGGCCAAUGGUGACCGGUCACAAAGGUCGAGCCUCAGUGACAUCACAAGUGAGAAAUUGGAGUCUGAAGGGUCAUUUAGGGGGUCAAAGGGCAAUGGGGCGGGAAGGCGGGUGCUAGCGGGGAUUUCAGGCCGGGGACUGUUGCCGGGGCGAUCAAGUCCUCGGCUUGGGUCUGGGGACCAGAUUAAGUCUUUGGGCGUUCUCAGCGGAGGGUCAGAAGAUGGGUCAUUUUGACCUGAUAACCAGGGAGAUAUUAAAAGAUAUCUGAAGGCUUGUGUCAGCCCAUUUGGAGGAUAUAUCUACUAUGCGAUUCCGAAGCUCCCUUGGGUACAAAACAAGUUGAUCUAGAGUUUGAGAUGAAGACUUUCAUAAGGAGAGAACACAAAGACUGAAGUCCUUGAAAUGCCACCUAAAAGUUGACUUCAUCAGAUCUGUACUGCGGUGAAUAUAAAGGGUGUGUUGGUUUUUAUGAACUUGUUUUAUAUCUGCAUUAACAAAAGGGCUCUUUGUCACAGCUCUUUUAGAUCUGGAUUUUUAGAUCUUUUAGAUCUAGGCUUGACUUUAUUGUUUUUUUCCCAAAGGCUCUAUAGUGCUCUAUUCAGAUUUCUUUGUAGUUUUCAUGUUCUUUCACAUUGACAUUGAGCAAGUACCUUUUUGUAUGGCACCCAUAAUGAUUUAUUCACAGACAUUAAAUUCAAACGGGUUUUUACAUUA
Molecule: messenger RNA, 3105 nt
Organism: Gadus morhua (Atlantic cod)
Lineage: Eukaryota; Metazoa; Chordata; Actinopteri; Gadiformes; Gadidae
Gene: cep78
Product: centrosomal protein 78
Exons: 16
Coding region: 175-2625 (816 amino acids)
Biological process (GO): cilium organization
Cellular component (GO): centrosome; ciliary basal body
Molecular function (GO): protein binding
Source: RefSeq, a predicted model, not a curated record